Neospora caninum is the source of this 5598-nucleotide messenger RNA. RefSeq lists its product as hypothetical. NCBI's taxonomy places the organism in Eukaryota, Apicomplexa, Conoidasida, Eucoccidiorida, Sarcocystidae. The record is from RefSeq and is a predicted model, not a curated record. The transcript has 2 exons. Bases 1 to 5598 code for a protein of 1865 amino acids.
AUGUCAUUGAGUAGCCGUUGCGAGUACUACAGCAAGUGCGCGUUUUACCAUAACGACAAAGAUCGUCUAGAGGCCGACGCUGCGUGGCGAUUAUGGGAACAUCGUUGGAGUUCCUGGCGGCAGCAGGUAGAUCAGAUUCUGGGGAUGCACAAUAAGCUAGAAAAGGAAAUCAAGCGCAAAGUUGACGGAAUUCUAAAGAUCAGGAUGCCUAGGCAGCAACCGUUUCAACGCCAGCAACAACAACGACAAGCUGCUGUCGAUGCACACGCGAUGACUCUGAAUCAGGCCACGACGUGUCACCAAGAUGCACAGUCCCGCCAGCCUGGUUUGGGCCCGAUUUCUGAACCACACCUUCAUUCUUAUCAAAGGAUGAUGCAAGGUGCACAGGCUCAACAGCACAUAAUGGGGCCUGUGGUUCACCAGGUGACAAAUACCGCUGCGACUCAGGGUGUCCAGAACCUCCUCAACAUGCAGCAGUCAGCACUCCAUAUAGACCAAGAUAAAGGGGCGGCUGGCGUAGGCUUUCAAGUUCCUCCAGGUUCCUCCUCUGAUAGUCAGAGGGGAACCGCAGUUGGGCGCGGUGAUACUCUGUUGUUCGCGUCCAAUAACGGCGACAGUGCAGGCUGUGGCAGGACCCGUUCGAGUGUGAAUGAUCUUCAGCCGCAGAAAAUAGAGAGCAGUGAACCAGAGGGAGGAUCAGGACAUCGCCAUGAAGGAGCAACGGAACCGUGUGCUACCAGACCCUCGAGUGGUUUGCAGAUCUUCCCUGGAGACCAGCACGGCCGCAGUACCAAGGGGUUUGAUGUAACCACAGACAGUCCUGCGGUGUUUGCCCCGAGGAGAGGUGCACGACAACAGAUCGAAGGCGGCCCAUGUGGACUCCACAAGAGGCAAGGAGAGGCUCCGGGAUGUUUCGGAAGUGGCGCGUGCCUUCGGGAUUCCCCGGAGGACAUUUGGCAUGUAGGCACGAAGCAGUACACUUCUUUUCGCCCUCAUCCUGCUUCUAGGGGGUAUGUAGGUGAAGACUACACCCACUCGGAUGGUGUGGACACUGUUUUUGAGGAUGACCAGAGUGGUGGAUUGGAUCUGUCCGCGCGCGGUGGUGAUCGCCGCAGGGAGGAGGAAGCAGGGACCAGUUUGGCACCGGGCUCAGCAGCCUCAUGCUCGUCUUACGAAAAUUUCAAACAAACUCAACGUCAAAGAUAUCUUAGCGAAACCAUUCAUUUCGGCACUGUCCAGAUGGCGCCUGUUCCAGCUGUUCCGGGCACCUGGACAGCUGGAGGCGGACGCGUGGGAGGGGCUGUCCAGAGCUCGUCGAGGGGUCAACAACUCUCCGGUCAUCAGGUGAACAGCCCAGAGUGUGUGUCAGGCGAGGGAACAGCUUCUAGAGAGGUAUCCAUCACGUCUGCAGAUGCGUUUUUAACAGGCUCUCCCGUCGUGCUAGGAGCAGGUUCGUCCCCGGGAGACAGACUUGAUGGGCAGACCACACCAGCUGAUACUACAGAAGCUAAGGGUCCCAAGGUAGGAGGGGCGCGCGGAUACCGAGAAACCAUGGUGGACAGCUGGGACCCGACAGGCACGGCGGCAAGCAGUCAACGAUCUUCUGUGAUCACAGGCUCAAAUAGGUUGUUGGCAGCUGGUGGAACCCCCAGAGCUUCACCUGCAACUGCGCCGGGGUCAAUGAGUAAUCGGGGAGAAAUGACAGACGUGGUGGUACGAGCUUGUCAACAGUCACUUCAGGUGCGUCAAAGACAGGGCGAAACUGCGGGAGCAGAGAGGGAAAGCAGGUGCGGCAUAAACGACGAAAUUGCAAGCGUGGCGGUACCGGACGCGGGAGAAACAGGGUCAGCGGACGGUGGUAAGGGUUCGCAGUCCACAGACGAAAGAACGCGUAGCAGCGGAGACGCUGAAGAAAUGGCAAACAGGACGGCCAAAAACCAGUGUACUCUGGUGGAAGACGCGGCUGUGUCAGAAGGUCGGGCGGAUCGGAGAGAGGAAGAUCUGGAGGACGCAGGUGGAGCGACUGUGGCCAUGUGCCAGAAAGGCGCCGACCAGCGACGGCUUCAGGAGAUGCGUGGACUGGAAGCGUGCUCGGGUAAGGCGGAUGCUUCACUUUACGCCUGCGGGCAGGUGCCGGGUACGGGGAGCUCGCCCCCGGUUCGGACAGGACCUCAUUUGGAGAGCUUGGGGAUGCAAGCGGCGCUGCACGAAGAGAUGAAUCUACGUCACAUGCAAACUGUUCCUCAUGAAACUGGAGCAACACUGCCACCAGCAGUGUCAGACUACGCUCCGUACACGCUCUUGGACUUUUGUUUUCUCGAUGAUGAUAAUGAUGGCAGCACCGGACAUCGAUCGCGUUUGGACUCGGCAGCGAGUGGCAGUGGCUCUGCAGAUAGCUCAGUGUAUUUCCGCGCUCAGGUUGGAAACACUUCCGGCGCACAAUGUAAUCAGACAGGCGGCGCGUCCGGCCAGCCCGGAGCGCUAAGCCCUCAAAGGGGGGAAGGCGACAGAGGGGGAAAGGCAGCGGAGGAUGACGGCGGGACAGAGGGCUGUAGAGGAGACGCAGGAGUGGUCAGCAGCGUUGGGGCGGACAGGGAAACAGAACGGCCACCGCAGCAUGGAUUUUCUACAGUUGCGGAUCCAGACUACCGGCCGUGGAACGCAGACACUUCAUUUGCUUCGAGGGGAGAUGCUGGGGGAGAAGAGGGUCCGUAUCCGGCGGAAGGCGAAUCUGCAUCAGAACGCGCGGGAGUUUCCCCCGCCAUGUUCAACUGCAAAGCUGCCGAGUUUUACUGGCUCCAGUCGACACAUGGAAAGACGAACUCUAGAGAAAUGUGCGGCACAGGUCUUGGAGAUAUACCCGCAGCUGCCCUAGCAUCGACGGCGCAGGAUAGGUUUAUCCAUGAGUCACAGCCGCUCUGCGGUUCUGACGGGCAUUUGCGGAUGUCCACCGUGCUCAAGUCUCCUGAGAAUCAGCAGACAAGCUCCAGAGUGCGGAGCUCAUUUAUAGCUGAAGGCAGUGGCGAGGUAGGCUCCACUGGAGGAUCGAGGCCGAGAAGCCGAGAUGCUGACGGCCGGCUACAGCAGGAGGGUUUGCGUUGCGGUACGGAGACCGAGCAAAUGGACCAUUUCACAGAGCGGAUGAAGGAAGUGACGACUGCAGUAAACGACCAGAUGCUCCAGGAGACGUCGGCAGGGAAGUAUAAUGAGAAACUCUCGCUGCUUUACAGUGCGUACUCGGUGCCCGAGGUGUCGGCACAGCAGCAGUUGAUUGAUCCCAUAGCAUUUCCUGAACUCCAGAUGCGUGCCGAAGGGCCGAACGUUCCUCGGAACGAUGACAUGAAGCAUAAAUGCACCAACCAUCCAAGCCGACCUGUCCAGCAGCAGGGUAGCACACCAGCUACGGAAGAGCAAGAUGAACUUGGCAACAGGGGGGGAACGAAAGAGAAGAAGAGCUGUGACGGGGGCGGCCGAGCAGAGGCGACUGGCGACUUUGGCCAAGACGUCUCUAAACUACUAGAGUCUUCUGCGGGGAGCUGCGGGAGACAAGAAACUGUGAAAGAUUUGGAACCCAGCGGACUACAAACGACUUCUUUCCUGUCAGAUUUUGCGUUUCAGCCGUACAGACCAGUUGUAGCUGCUUCUGACACAGAGCGCUCCUGCGAAGUUAAGCUGCGGGGGAUCACACAUUAUGAUCGAGGGCGGCGUUCAACAGUGGCGAGCAUGAUCGAGGCUUGUAGUCGCUGCAGCACCUCGACUACAGGGUUUGAGGAUGUCCUGGCUCGAGGAGAUACCUCGUCAGUGGGGGUCGGUUUUCCUUCUCGUGCUAGCAGUUUUUCCGCAGGUGGAAUUACUGGACUUGCGCCUGUCUCCAGAAGCAAUAGUUGUGCAAGUCCCUAUGGUUUGAGACCCGGCGGACGGACGAAUGAUAGUCUAUCUGUAGGUGCUUCGUCCACAUCUCCGGAAUCUCUGUCCGUCGCCAGCCCGACGUCUGGUUCGGGAGUGGGCUCUCUGUCUAGCGUGCCGGAAGAGAGGCACAUGGGACACACAAAGGGUUGCUGUGGAGCCGCAUGUGAAGUUGGUGAAGUUCCUCACGAGACCUCGUUCAUCUCGUUAGCGGCCUCUGUUCAGGGUGGAGACAUUUCCGCAGGAAACGCAGAUGUGGCGACGAGCCAAGCAGGAAGGUCAGGAUGUGGGAAUUUGCAGCCCGAGCUGUUAGGAGGUUCGAAACUGACAGGCGAACAAGGUAGUGGAGAAUCUUGCCAGGCGGUUGACCCAUCAACAGAGCAUGAUGUUCAGGAGGAACGCAUCGGAAAAUGCUGUGCGGCUACGGCACGUAGCGUGGAAGAUCCUCUCUGCGGUGAGGGCCGUGGUUCACGGACACAUGAGUAUUUGCCGAGCUACAUUAUCGACCACGAAAACAGCGCCAAAUGCUCACAUUGCGUGUAUUAUCAGCAUCUGACUGAACACUUGAAAGGAAUGCUUCACACAGCGAUGGAGGAAGUGCAGCGGCUGCGCUGUGGACCUGGGGUUCCACGGGGGUACGAUGGGGAUCAGGGUGGCACUCCGGGAGGCUCUGAGAGAGUUCUGUUCCCGGCGCCGGGGCUGACACAGUGUGAACGAAGCCUAGAGUCAUAUCUAGAUCUUGCAACUCCUGGAGCAAGUCUCGUCUUUCCCAUUUCCUCUUUCUCAAAUGUACAUUUACCUCGUGUGGAGGAGUCGGUCCCCGACACCACGUUGCGGAGUCCUUCAUCGCCGCUGGUGGCGAGCGGUGGGGGAACAGUAGAAGCGGCGCUGCUCGGCACGGAGCAACCGGAAUUGGAGGCCCGUAGCAUUAUGGAUGUCUUGGAGGGCAUCCAGGCAGGUCUGGGGUCUUUGGCUGUGGAGCCGCCACUGCUGGAUCCAGGUGGGGAGAACCCAGCGAGCACAGAGAAGGCGAUCGGUUUCCGCGGUGGAAAAAUGCCACGGCCGUCGGCCCCGUUCCUGUCUGCCUUGGCAAGGCUUACUACAGCAGCCCCCUCAUCGGAAGCUCGUUCAAGCGGGACCCAGGUAGCGGUGCACGGCCCGCGGCGACGAGAGAGCAGUUCAGGAGUUGUGAAGAGGAAGGCCAGCGAGGACUCGGCGUCCUCAGGAUACCAGGAGGCAUUCGAGGAAGAGCAAAGGCUAGAGCUCUCCAAACCGGUCUCGGCUCCGUCUGGCUCCAUGCGUGAUCGCGUGCAAGCUCCGGGAUUAAAGGGAGCACAAGAUUCGCAGAACUCGGCACCCACCAGUCUGCUCGCAAGUCUGUUGACCGGCAAACAACUCUCAGAGAAAGAGAAUCCUGGAUGUGACGGAGCACCGUGCUGCGGAGGAAGCGGUGUUGCGACCAGCCCAGCGACCGCCAACACAACCUUUCGUGGAGGCGCCGCUGAGGUAUCGGACCGUGUGUCCGGGGAAGGAAGCGAAAAUGGAGGCAGAGAGAGCGAAAAGGGGAUGUCGAAGGAGAGUGGAAAAGAACUACAGGAGAUAAAAAGGGGAGACGGAGGUCAAAUUUGCACCGGUGAGGAUGCCACCAAGCAUGGAGGAGGCAGUCGAGAGUUUGGUACCGGGUUAGUUUGA